This is a messenger RNA of Penicillium concentricum, 594 nucleotides long. RefSeq lists its product as uncharacterized. Lineage: Eukaryota; Fungi; Ascomycota; Eurotiomycetes; Eurotiales; Aspergillaceae. Bases 1 to 594 code for a protein of 197 amino acids. The record is from RefSeq and is a predicted model, not a curated record. Gene Ontology annotation, molecular function: heme binding; monooxygenase activity; oxidoreductase activity, acting on paired donors, with incorporation or reduction of molecular oxygen. The transcript is spliced from 4 exons.
AUGGUGAUAACCCUACUCAUCUGUGCUUCCUGCGUGCCGCUGUAUUUUGUGGUGCAUGCCCUACUACUGUCACCCCUUCGUCGGAUUCCAGGUCCAUUCUGGGCUAGGUUCACCAGAUUGUGGAAGCUCCUUCAAAUAUAUCAAGGAAGCUUUGAGAAAACAAACAUCGCCUUACACAAGAAAUAUGGUCCGAUUGUCCGGAUUGCACCUAAUGAAUACAGUAUCGAUGAUCCUGAUGCAGUAAAGGAAAUCUACGGACAGGGCAGCCAGUUCACCAAGAGCCCAUGGUACAUCGCGAGUGCCAACCCAGACCCGAACAUCGUGAAGGACCUCUUCUCCGAGCGAGAUUCUAAGACGCACGCAUCUAAUAGGAGAAAGGUGGCCUCACUUUAUUCGAUGUCAAAUUUGGUGCAAAUGGAGCCGUUUGUGAACGACUGUACGAAGUUACUGGUCGGGAAAUUUGCCAAAUUUGCCGAGCAGGGCAGGUCUGUUGACAUGGGUCAUUGGCUGCAAUGCUACGCAUUUGAUGUUAUCGGGAAUAUUACCUUUGGACAACGAUUCGGCUUCUAUCCCAUGGGGGUUGUUGCAGUCUAG